AUGCCAGGCCUCCUUGUGACUCCAGAGACGGAAUUCAAGACCCUCAAGAUCAAGAAGCUUCAUCCGACUUUUGCUGCAGAGAUUGAAGGGGUCGACUUCAGCAGACCAAUUCCGGACGACGUGUUCCGAGAGAUUCUUGCGGCCUCUGCAAAGUAUGGAGUGAUCGUUUUCCGCAAAACCGGGCUCGACGACACAGGCCACGUCGAAUUCUCUCGUCGGUUCGGUGAGCUGGACGAUAUUAGACCGUAUAUGACGAAUGGCAGAAAGCCUCGGUAUGAAUAUUACGAGCUCUUCGAUGCGGGAAAUAUCGACCCGGAAACCAACUCAGUCUUGAAGCCCGACAGCCCCCGUUCACAGUACAACAAAGGCAACGCCUUGUUUCAUGUCGACUCGUCGUUCAACCCGCGCCGGGCAUCUUAUUCCAUCCUGAAAGCCCAUGAACUACCGCCCCCGGGGACUGGGGGCAACACGGGUUUUGCCGACACACGCACAGCAUUUGAAGAAUUAGAUCCCGAGCUCAAAGCUGAACUGCUGGAGCACGACUAUGUCGGUGCUCAUUCGCUGUAUUCCUCACGCAAAAAGGCAGCGCCCGAGUACUUCAAAGACGUCGAUGUCAACAACUAUCCCAUGCAUAAGCAUCGGAUUGUGCAGAAACACGAGCCAUCAGGUCGAAUGAACCUUUACAUUGCGGCUCAUAUGGACCACGUGGAGAAUGUGUCUGCGGAAAAAUCCAAAGAAUUGAUGGAGAAGCUCAUGGCGCAUGCCACGCAGGAAAAGUACACCUUGAGUAUUCCUUGGAAUGACCCCGGGGAUCUGAUUAUCUGGGACAACACAUGUGUCAUGCACCGAGCCGAGGGCGGUUCAUUUGCUGGGAAGUAUAGGAGGGACUUGAGAAGAACCACUGUGCACGACGCCAGCAGCCAAGCAUGGGGCUUGAACAAGCCUGCGGAUAAGAGGCCGGGUUUUGAAAUUCCGGCACUGUGA
This is a messenger RNA of Exophiala dermatitidis NIH/UT8656, 984 nucleotides long. RefSeq names its product alpha-ketoglutarate-dependent 2,4-dichlorophenoxyacetate dioxygenase. The coding region runs from base 1 to 984 and encodes 327 amino acids. The transcript has 3 exons. Gene Ontology annotation, molecular function: oxidoreductase activity. The record is from RefSeq and is a predicted model, not a curated record. Lineage: Eukaryota; Fungi; Ascomycota; Eurotiomycetes; Chaetothyriales; Herpotrichiellaceae.